Phaeodactylum tricornutum CCAP 1055/1 is the source of this 1245-nucleotide messenger RNA. RefSeq lists its product with no specific name. Gene Ontology annotation, molecular function: ribosome binding; GTP binding. The record is from RefSeq and is a predicted model, not a curated record. Gene Ontology annotation, cellular component: cytoplasm. NCBI's taxonomy places the organism in Eukaryota, Bacillariophyta, Bacillariophyceae, Surirellales, Neidiaceae. The transcript has a single exon. The annotation marks the transcript as partial.
UUCACACUAGAUGAGAGUUUGAUUGAAAUGCGGGAAUUAAUAAAAACUGCCGGACUUGAGCUAGUCGGUGAGGUGACGCAACGAUUGAACGAUGUCAACCCGAGGACGUACAUUGGCUCCGGAAAAGUCAAGGAAGCAGAAGAGAAAAUGAAAGAGUACGACUGCUGCACGAUUGUAUUUGACGCAGAGUUGUCACCAGGUCAGCAGAAAUCGCUGGAGAAUGCCUUCAACAAAGAAUCUCUGCAAAACGAUUUUCUGUUUCAAGGAGGAGAAAUCAAGGUGAUUGACCGGACGGCACUGAUUUUGGAUAUCUUUGCGCAGCAUGCCAAAACUCGUGAAGGUAAGCUGCAGGUCGACCUCGCCUUGCAUGAGUACCGCAAACCUCGCUUGACCCGAAUGUGGACGCAUCUAGAACGGCAAUCCGGAGCUGGUGGUGUUGGUCUUCGCGGCCCGGGAGAGUCGCAGCUAGAGAUCGACAAGCGGCUAGUCCGGGAUCGUAUCAUUACUUUGAAGCAAAAGAUUGAUGAUGUGCAAAAGCAACGAGCGAUGCAUCGGCGGGGUCGGGAGCGGACAGGUCUUCCUAUCUUAUCGCUGGUCGGCUACACUAACGCUGGUAAAUCAAGCAUGCUAAACUAUUUGACCAAAGCAGGCGUCAUGGCCGAAUCCAUGUUGUUCGCCACACUGGACCCUACAACUCGGAAAGUAAAGUUACCUGGCUACAAGACACACCCAGAAGUACUGUUGACAGAUACGGUCGGCUUCAUUCAGAAGCUGCCGACGCAUUUGGUGGCGGCAUUUCGCGCCACUCUCGAGGAAGUACAGGAAGCAGACGUGCUGAUUCACGUCAUCGACGUUUCCAAUCCUACCUGGCGUAAGCAAGAGCAAUCCGUUCGCAGCGUACUGGCGGACAUUGAAGCUUCCGACAAGCCAAUGGUCCGCGUUUUGAACAAGAUCGACUUGCUUGAUCCCGUAGAGGCGGAUGAGUUGAGAUGUCAAGCUGCGUUGGAGGAUUUCACAGUUGCAGUCUCUGCUUUAGAAGGAGACGGCAUGCAAGAUUUCGUGUCUGUGGUGGAAGAUGCCAUGUCGAGCUUGCUCGUACCCAUUGAAGUAGAACUUCCGUAUUCGAAAGGAGAGGAAUUGAAUAUAGUACACGAGCAAGGGAAUGUCGAAGUCGUUGACUACAGAGAAAAGGGAACCUACGUACGCGCGCUUGUUCCACAGGCUGUGGCGAACCGAUUGGAGCCC